This is a messenger RNA of Lottia gigantea (owl limpet), 522 nucleotides long. RefSeq lists its product as hypothetical. Lineage: Eukaryota; Metazoa; Mollusca; Gastropoda; Lottiidae. The record is from RefSeq and is a predicted model, not a curated record. Bases 1 to 522 code for a protein of 173 amino acids. The transcript is spliced from 3 exons.
AUGGCGAACAAGUUUGGAUUAGGUUCUUUAUCUUUAGAAACUAAAAAACCUAACACUACAGCGUGGAUAAAUAAAGCGAAACCUUACUUUGUGGAUCAAAUCGGAGACACUCUUCAAGGUGAUUUAGAUAUGAACAAUUUCAAAGUCACUAAUUUAAAGUCUCCGGAAAACGAUAAUGACACCGUUCACAAAAAAUAUUUACGGGAUCAAAUAAAUUCAAUUGAAGUAAAAGUUGAAUCAAUAUUCUUCAGACAAAACCAAAAUUCUUCUAUUAAAUUUAACGCUCAAAAAGUUCUUCAGUUUAUCAAUGGUACAAAAAAUGUAGAAAUUAAAGAAUAUGAAAGUAACGACGAAAACAACAAGGGUGAUCUCUUGAAUGAAAUUAAAACGAGUGGAAAAUAUAAAAAUAGGUUUAGAAUGUUGAUCAUACAAGAUAAAAAAAAUUAUCAACUUUAUUUAGGUAGUUUUAAUAUGAUAUUGGAAACGGAAAGUCCACCAUCAUAUUAUGAACCUUAUCUCUGA